ACAUGCACAAUGAACAAAACUUAGGCACUUGAGUUAGGACACGUAGUGCACGAUCUGUCCCUCUCACGCCCCAUGACGUGAAUCAGCUUGAAGUAGCUUGUGCUUGAAAACUUGAAGUAAAACAGAUUUUUGUGGUAUUUGUCUUUAAAAGUUUCCAGUCGAAGUGCAGAACAAUCGCCAAAAUCUGAAAAUGAUGAAGAAGAGCGUUUCACUCCUGCUUGAUUUUGCGAUCAUACUUUUAAUAGGCCUAACAUCCUCAGCGGAUGUGAUGGAUGAAGGAGAAGGUGCAGGAGGCGAUGCCGUACCUCCAAAAAACUCAUUUCCAGAUUUGCCAGAGUUUAAAGAGGGUGUUACAGUCACUGUCUUGGAUCGGGUGGGUGAAUGCCCCCGAAUGGCUUUCCCAGGUGACUGGUUAGAGCUGGAGUUUGUAGCCAAACAGAUGAGUGAUGAUGGAGAAACUUACGAGGAAUUUGAUUCUAGCUAUUCAAAAGAGAGACCAUUAUUCUUGGCAGUUAGCGACAAUGAGAAGCUCCCAGGUCUAACUGAGGGCUUGAGAAAUGUCUGUGUUGGUGAGAAACGACAGAUCAUAAUUCAGGCCGAGUCACCACUGAUGCAAGUAGAUCCCAAAUCUGCAGGACUUGAACAGCCCAAGACGGAUAGACCAGCAGUGUAUGAAGUAAAGGUACGAUCUAUUCUGGAUCAAGAACCAGUCAAUCUUUUCACCAAGAUGGAUUUGGAUAACAACAAUCAGUUGUCCAGAGAGGAGCUGAAGAGUUUCUUUGCCAAGCAAGCCCCAGAGGGAAUGACAGAGGAUGACAUGCACCAAGUGAUCGAGGGACUCAUGCGGAUGCAUGACCUUGACACCAAUGACCACCUCUCAGAGGCAGAAUUUCCUACACCCCACCAGCACACUGAAUUGUGAGACUGCCCUUAAAUGGUUUUUUUUUUUUUACCUUUUGAUGAAAUUCCAGCCAUACAAUAAAUCUUAGCUGGCAAUCCUUUACAGCGACACAAAUGCACAUGAACCCUUCCCUCCUUUGUUGUGACAUAUUUGUGGUUUUCCUUCAGGCUGUAAAACAGUCACCAGAAUAACCUUACCUCUCGACUAGCCAGACUAACAAUUAAGUGUAUGAUAAUGUUGAGUUCUAAAAAAGCUUAGAGCUCACAAAACGGCAUGUUUCCUCUUGAAGAAGAGACUAAUAUGGACCUAUCCUAAAGCUCACUUGAUAUUUGUUGGUCCAUGUUCACUGCAUAUCUAUAUAUAUUUUUGCAACUGUCUUGUCUCUGCAAGAACAGGUCAAAUUCUAUCUACAUGUAUAGAUUUGGGCUAUUCUGCUUCCUUUUCACUCACUAACAGGGGUUCUGCCUAACAAUGCUGAACAAGGGGCAUUGUUAACUGCUAAAAGAGGAGUGGGGAUGUGAUGGGCAUGACAUCUCUCAUUAUGUUUUAAGUCGGCAAACUCAUUCUGGAAAAUUCAGUUAACUGUUGCCAAGUAAUUCCACAUUGUAUCCUGGGUUCUGCCUGUUGUCCCAAGCUGUCAGCAUUGAACAUUGCCCCCAUGUGUCAAAUGAUGAUAUCCAGUACUUUUUGUGCCACCUAUCUUUUUUGAAAAUCACUAGUGCUCAGAUAAGCAACAAACAGAUGGAGAACAGUAGCAGGAGAAAAAAAAAACUGGAUCCAUAGGUAAUUUAGUGGCAAAUCCCCCUUUGAAUUGGCCCAGCAAUACUCCUAUUACCAUGUCUCCAACUAACAUUGUUCUGUGCUUGGCAUUCUUGGAUAGUUUUCUUCCUCUUGCUGUCCAUCUAUCGUUUCCAUUCUGUCCUGUGUGUCCUUUCCUUCUUCCUGCUGUGCAACUGUCCAGGUCAAAGAUGGAAAUGUAUUCAAGCCUACAGAUGGACAUUGAAAAACAAAGUCAGCUGUGGAGUACUUUUCUACUGUAAAACUUUUUAAAGUAAAUACACUGUAAUGCAGUCUUGCUUUCAAAGGAUAACUGCUAACGCGAAGUGCAUAUUCAGGGUCUAAUUUCAGUACUUCUUCUAAAAUAAAUGGUGUAAUCAGAUUCAUUGAUUUUAGAUGUACAGUUGAUUCUCAUUAUUUAAGAUAGUUAGAGGGACCAUGUGAAUUACUAUUUUAUUAAACCAGAACUUCGUCAUUAGAGGAGAUGAAAAAAAGAAAAACAAAAAUUCAAGAAAGUGGAAUUCUCAAAAUCUGUUCAUUUUGUUAUAACCGUGUUCUUUAUAAAGAGAGUCAACUGUACAUCAUUAAAUCAUUCCAGUGUUACCAAAAUUGAUAUCGUACAGUCAAGUUGUGUAAGUGCAGUAUUUGCAAUGUUAUUACAUUUUAAGGAGCCUUCCCAGGUGCACCAUUUUCAUGUGGCUGGAUUUGUCUGUAAGAGUAGAUUCGGUCAUAAAAAGGGCUCUUACAUUUUAUUGUCCUAAGUUGGCCAACUUUACCCCAUUGUAUGGGUGACGAAGGAUAUUUUGUUUGGGGAAGAAAGACAAAAACUUACACUUUAGAAAAACUAUCUUGGACAGACAUUGAAGUUCAUUGUUUAUUUAAUUUACUGUUAUGCCUUUUUCAGUGAUUCUAAAUGAAGAACAAUGAAUUUUGUUUUAAUUUGUGGAAAUGUCUGAAACAAGUAGACAAUAUUACUCAAUUGAUGGGUUUUCUUUAUCUGUUGUCAGAUAAUGGCUUAUUUGAUCUAAACUGCAAUUGGAAUUUUGUACAUGUAUUUCUGUAAUUCCAUUGCAAAAUUUUUGUUUAAACGAAUGAAUUGGAUUCAGGACAUUCCAAAGCAUUGUCAUUCCUGAUUUCCACCUGGAGCUAUUAAUUAAAGGUGAACUUUACGGUGGUGAACAAAAUUUUUCCAUAUUUUUGUACCAAAGCCAUUUUUCUAUUAAAAAGUGCUAUUUUAAAGAAAUGUGAAAUUAACUUGUUAAACAUUGUGAAAAUGCAUGUGGUUAUAUUGGAUUGUUAUUCUUUGUACAAUUUGAGGAGGGUAUGGAAUGGAUCUCUAAAGGGUUUGUCUUACAUUCCUUUCUUUUUUGUCUAAAUUUCGAAGCAGUUCCAUUCUUUUACAUGUACUUAAACUGGAACUGCUGUAUUCUGCUCGCUUUUCUGAAGAAUUUAUGAAUUUGAUGGUGCAUCUGUAUAUUGGUGAUGGUAAAUAUAGUUGAACUAUGUCUUUCAGUAAAUAAGUUUUGCUUAGCUAGUAUUAGAUGUGUAUUUUUUUACCAUUUUCUACAAAGACUGACAAUGUCAAAUGCAUUCUUUAGAAUUAUUUUGUAAGGACCAAAUAAAAUGUUUCAGCUUGAAAUGCAUCCUUUAAAUCAUUUUUAUCAA
This is a messenger RNA of Acanthaster planci (crown-of-thorns starfish), 3343 nucleotides long. RefSeq names its product peptidyl-prolyl cis-trans isomerase FKBP14-like. Gene Ontology annotation, molecular function: calcium ion binding; peptidyl-prolyl cis-trans isomerase activity. Lineage: Eukaryota; Metazoa; Echinodermata; Asteroidea; Valvatida; Acanthasteridae. The record is from RefSeq and is a predicted model, not a curated record.